AGAAAUUAUUUAAGUAAAAGUUCCCAAUAUUUCGUCAAAAUUGAACGCCGAGUUGCAGUCCACAAUGCAGAAUAAACUGGUAACGUUAAAAACGCAGAGCCCGCUGUUCGGGCAGUUGGUAAUUGGACCUCCCGGGUCCGGUAAGACCAGUUAUUGCAGCAAAAUGAAAAAGUUUCUUGAGAAGCUGGAGCGAAAGGUUACCGUCGUUAAUCUGGAUCCGGCUAACGAUAAUAUGGAGUACGACAGCUGUAUCGACAUUAUGCAGCUAAUCACCGUACAGGACGUGAUGGAGCAGUUCAGCUUGGGACCGAACGGAGCACUGAUUUACUGUAUGGAAUUUCUGGAAGCGAACUUCGGUUGGCUGCUAGAGCAGCUGAAGGCGUCACCCGACAGGUACUUCAUCUUUGACUGCCCCGGUCAGGUGGAACUUUAUACACACCACACUGCCGUGCGGAAUAUUUUUGCACAAUUGGAACAGCUAGGGUAUCACCUUUGUACGGUACAUUUGGUGGAAUCGCAUCACUGCUCGGAACCGCACAAGUUUAUUUCCACCCUGCUGCUGUCGUUGCACACGAUGCUGCAGAUGGGAUUGCCCCACGUUAAUGUGCUCAGUAAGGCCGAUUUGCUGAAAGAGUACGAGUCGAAGUUGGCGUUCAGUUUGGAGUACUACACGGAAGUGCUGGAUUUGCAGUAUUUGUUGGAUUGUGUGGAUCAAUCGAUGAUGGGACCGAAAAAUAAGUACAAAAAACUGAAUGCGGCGAUAGUGUCCAUGGUUGAGGAUUACAGUUUGGUGUCCUUUCAUUUGCUGGAUUCUAAUCGCGACGAAAGUUUGCUGAGGUUGAAAAAUGCGAUUGACAAAGCAAAUGGAUACGUGUAUGGUGCUGGAGAGGAGAAGAACGUUAACACUCUACUGGCCUGUGCAGUCGGAGUCGAAACGCAGAAGGAACGAAUGGAGCGGGAUAUUGAUCCGUAUUUAAGUUAGUUAAGUAUUUAAGGUGAGUGGAAAAAUAAA
Sabethes cyaneus is the source of this 1012-nucleotide messenger RNA. RefSeq names its product GPN-loop GTPase 2. The coding region runs from base 65 to 982 and encodes 305 amino acids. The record is from RefSeq and is a predicted model, not a curated record. Gene Ontology annotation, molecular function: GTPase activity. Gene Ontology annotation, cellular component: cytoplasm. NCBI's taxonomy places the organism in Eukaryota, Metazoa, Arthropoda, Insecta, Diptera, Culicidae. The transcript has a single exon.